Molecule: messenger RNA, 1357 nt
Organism: Eimeria maxima
Lineage: Eukaryota; Apicomplexa; Conoidasida; Eucoccidiorida; Eimeriidae
Exons: 1
Source: RefSeq, a predicted model, not a curated record
AUGCCGCUGCAUCUAUCCGACUGCCUGCGGCCGCUGCAGCGCCUAAGGCGGCACCAGCGGCAGCAGCAGCAGCAGCAGCAGCAGGAUCAGCAGCAGGAUCAGCAGCAAGACGAUGAGGAGCAGCAGCAACAAGAAGGAGAAUUAGCCUCUAGCUAUGGCAACAGAAGGGAUUCGCUGCUGGAUUCAGAAGCAACGCAGCAGCAGCAGCAGCAGCGGCAGACAAGAACAGAGCAGCAGCAGCAGCAGCUGCUGCCACGUACAAGAAGUACAUUUAAUAGCAGCAGCAGCAGCACAUUCCCAUCUGCUGCUGCAGGUACAGCAACACCUGCAGCAGCAACAGCAGCAUCAGCUCCAGCAGCAACAACAGCAGCAACACAACAAGAAUCAGCAGCAGCAGCAGCAGCAGCAGCAGCAGGAGAUUCUCCAGUAUUAAGCAGAUCAACAACAAAACGUAUACCUUCUCCUCCUAUAGGAGACAGAUUUGCUGCUGCAGGUGCAGCCCAAGCAGCAGCAGCAGCAGCAGCAGCAGCAGCAGCAGGACAACAACAACAGGAACAGGAACAAUCAACAGGAGGAGGAGGAGUAGUAGGAGACCAAUUAGAAGAUGGUACAAGCUGCGUAUACACCCGAGGAGGCAGCAGGACUCCCUCCUUGCAUGCACAGACAUCCGAGUGUCUAUACAGUAAGUAUGGUGUCUCUGUUUAUAUGUGGGGUCUUAAUGACUGUGGGCAACUCAUGACUGCAGCAGCACCACCUACACUAGAGGAAGUCCUGCAGCAGCAGCAGCAGCAGCAGCAGCAGCAGCAACAGCAGCAGCAGCAGCAGCAGGAGGAGAAGACAGGAGAUGAGAGGGAGUUAUCGAAUAAUUCGGAUACAUCAAACAAUAAGAAGAAUGAAGCAGCAGCAGCAGGAGCAGCAGCAGGAGCAGCAGCAGCAGCAGCAGCAGCAACAGCAACAGGAGUAAAAGAUGAUAGAGUAUCAGUAGACCCAUCAAUAGACCAAUUAAAAGAAAGAGGAGAAGAAGGAUUAGAUGAAUAUAUAGAAAAGGGAAGAAAAGGAGAAGAAUACAGAUUAAUAAGAGAAGAAAAAGAGAGAAAAGUAUUAUAUUUACCCCCAACUCUUAUAGAAAAGCUAAGAAAUCGUAUUAUUUUUGGAGCCUGUCUAAGCGAAGAUAAAAGUUGGAUAUUCGAAAAAAAUAAUUUUGUAUGGGGAGGAGGACUUAAUGAAUUCAGGUGUAUAGACAGCUAUCAAGAAAAAGAUACUUAUCUAUAUAAACCUAUUAUACAUGAUAUUAUUAAAUCUGCUACCUCUAUUGCUGCUGCACCUACACAUACUGUUGCUGUAUUACAAUCAGGAG